Messenger RNA from Prorocentrum cordatum, 2839 nucleotides. The record is from the annotation of a GenBank genome assembly. NCBI's taxonomy places the organism in Eukaryota, Dinophyceae, Prorocentrales, Prorocentraceae.
UGCGGCGCGCGCGCGACCCCGCUAUUCCAGCGGCCGCCCCCCUCCUGGGGCCGCUGGGCCGCACUUGAGGCGACAGAUGGCGGCAGCCUCGCCGAAGAAGGCGGUCUUCUUCGACGCCGGGGCGAAGCGUGGCGAGAUCCAGGAGCUGAAGGACGAGCUGAGCAAUGCGAACAAGGAGAAGAAGAAGGAGGCGCUCAAGAAGGUCAUCCAGGCGAUGACCAACGGUCUGGACGUGUCCUCGCUGUUCCCGGACGUGGUCAACUGCAUGCAGACGAACAGCCUGGACCUGAAGAAGCUGGUCUACCUGUACGUCAUCAAUCCAGCGGCGCUGCCCACGGCGUCGGAUUAUGCCAAAGCGCAGCCGGACCUCGCCAUCCUCGCCAUCAACGGCUUCCGCAAGGACGCGAACGACCCGCACAACCCGCUGCUGCGCGCCCUGGCCGUGCGCACCAUGGGUUGCAUCCGCCUGGAGCAGAUGACGGAGUACUUGCUGGAGCCGCUGCGGAAGAGCUGCGCAGACGGGGACCCGUACGUCAGGAAGACGGCGACCCUCUGCGUCGCGAAGCUGUUCGACAUCAACCCUCAGCUGGUCGAGGAGCAGGGGUUCAUAGAGAUUCUCAGGGACAUGCUCGGGGACUCGAACCCGAUGGUCGUCGCGAACGCCGUGGCCUCGCUCUGCGAGAUCUCGGCGGUGUCGCGCAGGAACUACCUCCACCUGACCGAGGACUCGAUCCAGAAGCUCAUGCCAGCGCUCGCUGAGUGCUCUGAGUGGGGCCAGGUGUUCAUCCUGGACGCGCUGGCCAAGUUCGACCCUGCGAACUCGAAGGUCGCGGAGACCAUCCUCGAGCGCGGCGUCGUGGUGCGCCUGGCCCACUCCAACAGCGCCGUCGUGCUAUCGGCGAUCGGGGUGAUGAUGAAGUUCAUGGACAGGAUCAGCAGCCCCGAGCUGGUCAGGGCGUUCUGCAAGAAGAUGACGCCACCGCUGGUGACGCUUCUGUCUGCAGAGCCGGAGAUCCAGUACGUCGUGAUGCGGAACAUCAACUUGAUCGUCCAGAAGCAGCCGCAGAUAUUGCAGCAGGAGGUCCGGAUGUUCGUGUGCAAGUACAACGAUCCUUUGUACGUGAAGUUGGAGAAGAUCAAGGUCAUGGUCCAGCUUGCAAACGACAGGAAUGUCGACCAGGUGAUUUCCGAAUUUAGGGAGUAUGCAUCUGAGGUGGACAUCGAGUGCGUCAGACAUUCGGUCAGAGCCAUCGGCCAGUGUGCGAUCAAGCUCGACAAGGCUGCUGAGCGCUGCGUGGACUGUCUUCUAGACCUGAUCCGGACGAAGGUCAGUUACGUCGUGCAGGAGGCCAUUGUGGUCAUCAGGGAUAUCUUCCGAAAGUAUCCGGGCAAGUACGAACAGAUCAUCGUGGACUUGUGCGAGAACCUGGAGGGUCUGGACGAGCCCGAAGCGAAGGCCGCGAUGAUCUGGAUCAUCGGAGAGUACGCCGAGAGGAUCGACGGCGGCGACAAGUCCUCCUCCGCCGCAGACCUGCUGCAGUUCUUCCUGGAGAGCUUCCAUGAGGAGCCCAGCCUCGUGCAGCAGCAGCUCCUGACCGCCACGGUCAAGCUGUCCCUGAAGCUGGCGCACGACAGGACCGCGAUCGAGCUGGUCCAGCGGGUCCUGAAGCUGGCGACCCAGGAAAGCAACAACCCGGACCUGCGCGACAGGGCCUACAUGUAUUGGAGGAUGCUGUCGAAGAACCCCGAGUUGGCCAGGAGCGUGGUCCUCAGCGACAGGCCCACCAUUACGGAGGACUCGUUCGCGUGCCAGCCGCGCGUGCUGGAGCGGCUCGUGGCCAACAUCUGCACACUGGCGUCCGUGUAUCACGAGCUGCCCGAGAGCUUCCUCACCAACGACCGGGCCGUCCGCCUGCGGGACGACGACUCCGACGACGACCGCGAGGACAACAUCGCGCAGGUGCAGCGGGAGAUGCGCGCGGGGGGCACGAGGUACGAGGAGGAGUCCGGCGACGAGGGCUCCAGCAGCGGCUCCGACGAGGGCUCCAGCAGCGGCUCCGGCGAGGGCGGCGGCGCGGCGGGGGCCGGGCAGCCGCCGCCGCCGCCGCCUCUGCAGGCCAUGCAGACGGUGCUGAGCGAGACGACGGCCGGGCAGCAGGGCGUCAAGGGCCUCCACAUCGACGCCGUCGUCAUGCGGGGCAAGGCCGGCGCGGCGGGCGUGUCCCUCCUCGUGCGGAACACGUCGCCGCACACCCUGAGCGGCUGGGCCGUGAGGAUAAAGGAGAAUCCGUUCGGCAUCUCGCCUGCUGGUCCUCUCCAGCUGGGGGACGUGCACCCAGGCGGCACCUCGCAGACGCUGCUGCAGGUGCAAGCCAACCCUUCUGCAGUCUCGGGAUCGGCGCCUACUUUGCCGCUCUACCUCGAGGUUGCAGUCAAGUCCAACGUCGACGUGUUCUACAUGAACAUCCCGUACGACCUCUCGGCUGUGCUGGCGGAGGGUGUUGUCGUUCCGAAGGACAUCUUCCAAAAGACGUGGACGACGAUACCCGCCGAGCAGAAGGCGAGAGUGCGCGGCCAGUUCGGUGCGAGGGUUACCCCGGACAUGAUCAGCGGGAGAAUGCGGCAGUAUUACGUCAAUAUGGUGGCGCGCAUGCCCGGCCAGGACGGGGAGAUCAUGUAUUUCUCAGCUCAGACCGUGAACAAGAUGACGAUAUACUGCGAAUUGUUAGUGCAGGCGUCGGGGCCCGGAGUGCAGCUCACCAGCUGUUCCACCGCUCCGCCACUGGUGCCGCUCUUCCAGAGCUUUAUCUCGGAGCUUCUUCGCGUAAGGUGGGCGUGA